Messenger RNA from Nyctereutes procyonoides (raccoon dog), 3481 nucleotides. It is a transcript of the gene HSDL1, whose product is annotated as hydroxysteroid dehydrogenase like 1. Lineage: Eukaryota; Metazoa; Chordata; Mammalia; Carnivora; Canidae. The coding region runs from base 380 to 1372 and encodes 330 amino acids. Gene Ontology annotation, molecular function: oxidoreductase activity. The record is from RefSeq and is a predicted model, not a curated record. The transcript has 6 exons.
GAGCCCGGAUCCCUCCCCGGGGCGGGGGGCUCCAUGGGCGGUAGCCCGGGCUCCGGACUCGGUGGACCUUGGUCCUGGGUACUACUCGGCUCUGUCGGCCUCGGUUUCCCCCUCUGCAAACGGGAUGGCUGUAACUGCUCCUAAGGUGGGUGGGAGGACUGGAGGGCGCCGGGAGGAAGCGCCCAGGGGGCCUGCGGCCGAGCUCUCACCCCGACCGCCGCACGGAAGCCCUAGCGGACGCUCAACGCCGGCGGGAGCGGCUCGCGGAGCGCCCGAGUCCUCCGUGCUGUGUGUGUAGGGCUUCGUUCGAUUUUAGGUUGGCCUUAAAGACAGAGCAGUGUUUUCCUGAAAACCCAGGACCGGCAGAGAGAAGGCUGCCAUGGCUGCUGUUGACAGCUUCUACCUCUUGUAUAGGGAGAUCGCCAGGUCCUGCAAUUGCUACAUGGAAGCUCUGGCCUUGGUCGGAGCCUGGUAUACGGCCAGAAAAAGCAUCACUGUCAUCUGUGACUUUUACAGCUUGAUCAGACUGCAUUUCAUCCCACGCCUGGUGAGCAGAGCAGAUCUGAUCAAGCAGUAUGGAAGAUGGGCAGUCGUGAGUGGUGCGACCGAUGGGAUCGGAAGAGCCUAUGCAGAAGAGCUAGCGAGCCGUGGUCUCAGUAUCAUCCUCAUUAGUCGCAAUCAAGACAAGUUGCAGAUGGUUGCUAAAGACAUAGCUGACACCUACAAAGUGGAAACCGAAGUUAUUGUUGCAGACUUCAGCAAUGGCCGUGAGAUCUAUGACCCGAUUCGAGAAGCCUUGAAAGACAAAGACAUUGGCAUCUUGGUGAAUAAUGUCGGCGUGUUUUACCCCUACCCCCAAUAUUUUACUCAGGUCUCCGAGGACAAACUCUGGGACAUCAUAAAUGUAAACAUUGCUGCGGCUAGUUUGAUGGUCCAUAUAGUGUUACCAGGGAUGGUGGAGAGAAAGAAGGGCGCCGUUGUCACCAUCUCUUCUGGUUCUUGCUGCAAACCAACUCCCCAGCUGGCUGCAUAUUCUGCUUCUAAGGCUUAUUUAGACCACUUCAGCAGAGCACUGCAGUAUGAAUAUGCUUCCAAAGGAAUCUUUGUACAGAGUCUAAUCCCAUUCUAUGUGGCUACCAACAUGACCUCUCCCGGCAGCUUUCUGCACAAGUGCCCAUGGUUGGUGCCUUCGCCAAAAGUAUAUGCACAUCAUGCUGUUUCUACCCUUGGCAUUUCAAAAAGGACCACAGGAUACUGGUCCCAUUCUAUCCAGUUUCUUUUUGCACAGUAUAUGCCUGAAUGGCUCUGGGUGUGGGGAGCAAAUGUUCUCAAUCGUUCUUUACGUAAGGAGGCGUUAUCCUGCAAAGCAUGAAACUUCAUGAUGGUCUGGGAAGUUUUGCCACCUCGUGGGAACCUGCAGUAUUCUGACGUUCGGAAGAACACAUUUAUCUUCUGCAUUUUCUUCUACUCCUGCAUAUUUAGCAUACUGUUGACUCCUCACUUGCAAAGCAUACAUGAUACUUGUAGAGAAUGCUGUGGAAAAACCACAAGGGCCGCAUCACAUGGAUGGCACGGAGCACACACCCGGGUGUGGCUAGGGCACAACACCCGAUCAAGGGAACCUAAAUUGUGAUGCUUUUUCUCCUGUAAGCUGUAUAAAAGCCGUGUGAUUUAUGUUGUUCUUGGAGCUACAGCAAUGACCUGUCAGCAUUUGUAGUUUCACAUGUAGUUUCUUAAGGGAAGUGAUCUAUUUCAGUAGAUGAAUUAUAGUAUUGGUUUUCAAAUGUUCAUCAGGAAAGACCAUUUGAAAGUGUUAUUUUAUGAGUAAGAUCGCUGGUGUAAUUAGCAGUAGAAAUCUGUGUAUGUCGCAUUGUAUAGCUCUGUUUGACUCUGUGUAUGAAAAUGCUGCUCUUCAAGCGAUAGCUCACCAGAGAGCCGUGUGUGUAUGUAUGUUGUGUACAUCUGGGCAACUUUAUUUAUGGGUAAGUCAUUUUUAAAAAGGUGUCUUGUUAAGGUGGCUUAACGUGGAACCUUACGGGGUCUUAAAAUUCUAGCUUAUUCCUUUUCGUAUUAUACAAGCCUACCCAAUUUUGUGCUAUAGGUUUGCCAUGUAUAAUAUACAUUCUGUUGGUUGUUGUUGUUGGGUUUUCUUUUGGUCUGCUGUGGAAUUAAUUCAUUCCUAGAUUUGAACCUAUAAUGGUUGAUCCUCAGUCAUCUCUUGUUUUAUAAUUAUUGUGGAUAAGUAGUGAUUUCUCAGUCUAUGACCCAUUUUAUAACUGAAAUUUAGCCCUUUAGAGCUGGUUAUAUCUGGUUUUCAUACACUUUUCUAUGUGAUAUUCUCUUAUAGCAGCAUUAAUGGAGUAAACAUCAAUGACUUAUGGAAUAGUGGUUAAAAUAUGGAAAAAUUAUGUGUGUGAUAUGAUGUAUGUGUUAAAAUACGUUAGAAGCUCAUUCUUGGUCAGUGUAACAAAUUUAUGCAUCACUGCGAACACUUUUGUUGGUGUGAAGAUCGUUAUGCACAACCCCCUAUGAUAGGGGGUUGGCAUUGACGCCUACUGUGAAAUAAAUGUUUUUGGUUCAGAUCUUCUAAAGCCACACAUUUUUGAGGACCACUCUCUAGUGCUUCGGCAACUGUAAAUCACUGUAUGAAUAUGACAAUAUGUGCAAGUUAAGAGUUUGGGGUUUAUUACUGUUACACUGAUGCAGAAACUAGUAAAUUGGCUGAAAUCAGGACUUCUAUGGAAUUUUCUUCUGAGAUGGUAUUCCAUUAUGAGUUAGGCCUGAGCAUACUUUUAUGUCAUACCCACAAUUUUGUCAGUGCUGUUGCCUUAGUCUUUCCAGAUCUGACUUGGACUUAGAAGAUCAGUGGUUGAAUUCAGAAGCUCUUCCACGUAUAGACCAGGCCUUCAUUACACAAAAGGAAGACCUUUUGAUGUGAAAAACCUGCUAGCGGUGUUACACAGCAUGUGAAGCUGUUGAUGAAAUGAGCUUGGAGGCCUUCAUUUUGUUACAUGAGGCAAUUUUCCCUCACCCAACAAUUAACGUAUGGUCAUUAAGACUAGAAAAAAAUUGACUUCCUGUCACAUCGACCUGAAUUGUAAUUGAAAUGUAGUAAGAAGCAGCAACUUUAUGUAAAUGCACCAUAUUUAUAUCUAAGGUGUUAUGUGGCUUAGCAGUGUUAUAUUUAUAGGUUACAUAUUGAGUCACUGUUACGUGAUGAGAAUAAGUAAAUCGCAACAGUGAUGUUUUCAAAUUCUUUACUUGGCAGGACAUGUGUAAAUAAGCUGCUGGGUGCAAAGCUAGUGAAAGAUCAAAACCAAAACUCUUAUUAGGUUUCCUCUGAUAAAAUACUUCUUCCCAGAGCUUGAGAAUCAUCAUUGGGCCACUGUGGAUGGGGUUUCUUAUUAGGAAUGGGGGAAAUUAAUAACCUUUGAAACAAUCUGUGAACUGAAAACUGAACAAUAAAAGCUGUUGCUUCUGC